Messenger RNA from Cantharellus anzutake, 1287 nucleotides. RefSeq lists its product as uncharacterized. The record is from RefSeq and is a predicted model, not a curated record. Bases 23 to 1069 code for a protein of 348 amino acids. Gene Ontology annotation, molecular function: CAAX-protein geranylgeranyltransferase activity. Gene Ontology annotation, biological process: protein geranylgeranylation. Gene Ontology annotation, cellular component: CAAX-protein geranylgeranyltransferase complex. Lineage: Eukaryota; Fungi; Basidiomycota; Agaricomycetes; Cantharellales; Hydnaceae. The transcript has 9 exons.
UACAGCCACAGUUGUUGUCUCGAUGACUUUGCACGCCAGUUAUGCAAAGCGGUGUUUGGAUGCUCUCAACCAGCACUAUGUUGAAUUGGACACGGCGAGGCUUGUGGUGGCCUUCUACUGUCUUUCCAGUAUCGAUGUGCUGGACCAACUAGGCCAAAGGAUAAAAGAAAAAGACAAAGACCAAUGGAAGAAUUGGAUCUGGGACCAGCAAAUUCCUACGGAUUAUGGCACCGGCUUCCGACCUGGGCCAUCUGUAGCGGUGACACUCGGGGAAACCAACCAUUCAGUCAAAUUCCAUCCGUACGACCUUCCGCACACAAUCAUGACUUUUUCGGCUAUCAUUUCCUUAGCGAUACUUGGUGAUGAACUGUCACGCCUUGAUAUAGGAGGAAUCCGGAAGUUCAUCGGUGGCGUGCAGCAGCCGGACGGGAGCUUCUGGACGAUACCUAACUUUGGCGAGUCCGAUCUUCGCAGCACUUACUCUGUCUUUGCACUGUGUUCCCUUUUGGAUUGCUGGGAUGCAAUCGAUGCCGAUCAAGCGCUGACGUUUAUCCGACAAUGCAGGACGUAUGAAGGUGGUUACGGCCAACGUCCCCAUACCGAAGCGCAAGGUGGCACGACUUUCUGUGCUCUGGCUUCACUCGCUUUAUGUCCGCGGUCCCCUGGAUUAUCUGAGAACGAAAGAAAGGCGACUACAAGGUGGUUGGUGGAACGGCAGGUGGGCGGGUUCCAGGGUCGUACAGAGAAAGCUGCAGAUGCAUGCUAUAGCUUUUGGUGUGGCGCGUCCCUGAAGAUACUGAAUGCCGAUGAAUUCGCCGAUAAGGAAGCUAAUGCGAGUUUCCUUCUGACAUGCCAAUCCAAAUUCGGAGGUUUUGGGAAGUGCCCUGGGGAGUAUCCGGACCCCUAUCACACGUACAUGAGCUUUGCUGCUCUGUCCCUUCUCCCUUCCCAGAGCUCUGAGACAGAGAGCCUGGGGGUUCUUCGUCCUAUCGAUCCUAUUCUGAAUGCCACGUUGAAGACUGCCGAACACCUACGCCGAGCCGUACACAGCAUCAAGCGUACCUUGUGAUCGCCUCCUGGACUUGCAGUUUUAUGUUGUACCAUUGUCGGAACGAAUAAUUGUAUCGAGAUGUUCGACCAAUUUUUAGUCCGCAUUCUGGUAUCAUGCCGUCAUGGGCCGGGUGUCUAGAAAUCAAAUGAUGACAGUCUCAUGUCUCGAAGAUUUAUAUCUGUUUAGAACAUCAAUGGUGCCAUCGCGUCCAUCCACCAUAAAGCCCUUUUAGCAUG